Messenger RNA from Marmota monax (woodchuck), 3537 nucleotides. RefSeq names its product Ras interacting protein 1 (gene Rasip1). Bases 225 to 3317 code for a protein of 1030 amino acids. The record is from RefSeq and is a predicted model, not a curated record. The transcript is spliced from 10 exons. NCBI's taxonomy places the organism in Eukaryota, Metazoa, Chordata, Mammalia, Rodentia, Sciuridae. Gene Ontology annotation, biological process: regulation of GTPase activity; signal transduction; negative regulation of Rho protein signal transduction. Gene Ontology annotation, cellular component: cell-cell junction. Gene Ontology annotation, molecular function: GTPase binding.
AGCCAUGGAAGUGGGACACCUGCCCCGCCCCACCUGCCUUCCUUCUGUCCCUGCUUUGGGCCCAGCUCCAUGCAUUGCUUCUUGCGACAGACCCUGAGAGACCUGGCUUUGGUUUCAGUCCUGAAUGGGCAAGGGAGCCUGGGGGAUGAGAGCAGGAAGUUGGAUACUGCCUUAUCUGGGCCCAUUGUGGGGAGAAGUGGGCUGAGGGCCCACACAGGGGAGGGAUGGACCACACAGGCCCUCGGUUUGAUUCACCUUCCUUCCUCAUCUCCCUGAUCACCUCUUGGAAAUGGCUUCCAGGAGUCGCCUUUAUUUAUUUAUUUGAACUCUCUCUCUCUCCUCUGACCUCUUCCCACCACCCAUAUCGGUCGUCCCUGGGUUUCUGUCUUUUCUGUCCUUCUCUGCUCCUUUCCCUCUCUGGGUCUCUCUCUGGGUCUCUGUCUCUGUCUCUGUAUUUGUAUGCUUCCUUUCUCCCGCUCGGCUGCCAUCUCCGUGUUUGCUUGCUUUUCUGGGUGACUCUCCUGCGUCUCUGUUCACGGGUGGCUCCCAGGUCUUCGUCUUCCGACACGGGGAGCCGCAGCAGCGAGCCGCUGCCCCCGCCCCCGCCGCACGUGGAACUGCGGCGAGUGGGCGCGGUGAAAGCGGCGGGGGGAGCCUCGGGGAGCCGCGCCAAGCGCAUCUCUCAGCUCUUCCGGGGUUCGGGGACCGGGACCACCGGAUCUGGCGGCGCUGGAGGACCCGGGACUCCAGGGGGCGCGCAGCGCUGGGCCAGCGAGAAGAAGCUGCCAGAAUUGGCAGCGGGCGUGGCCCCGGAACCCCCUUUGGCGUCCCGCGCCACUGCGCCCCCGGGGGUCCUAAAGAUCUUUGGCGCGGGCUUGACGUCGGGUGCCAACUAUAAGAGUGUGCUGGCUACGGCGCGCUCCACAGCGCGGGAGCUGGUGGCUGAAGCGCUGGAGCGCUAUGGGCUGGCCAGCAGCCCCGGCAGCGGCCCUGGCGAGAGCAGCAGCGUAGACGCCUUCGCGCUGUGCGACGCGCUGGGCCGACCGGCCACGGCCGGCAUGGGCAGCGGCGAGUGGCAGGCGGAGCACCUGCGCGUGCUGGGCGACUCGGAGCGCCCACUGCUGGUGCAGGAGCUGUGGCGGGCGCGGCCCGGCUGGGCGCGGCGAUUCGAGCUGCGCGGCCGCGAGGAGGCGCGCCGCCUGGAGCAGGAGGCCUUCGGGGCCGCGGACAGCGACGGCACCGGCGCCCCCUCGUGGCGGCCACAGAAGAAUCGCUCCCGUGCAGCUUCUGGUGGGGCCGCACUGGCCAGUCCUGGUCCUGGGUCUGGAUCUGGGGUCCCCGCUGGAUCUGGGGGCAAGGAACGCUCGGAGAACUUGUCCUUACGGCGCAGUGUGUCAGAGCUGAGCCUGCAGGGUCGGAGAAGGCGGCAGCAGGAACGCAGGCAGCAAGCACUUAGCAUGGCCCCAGGGGCAGCUGAUACCCAAAUAGUACCUGCAGACCCUGGGGAUUUUGAUCAGUUGACUCAGUGCCUCAUCCAGGCCCCCAGCAAUCGCCCCUACUUUCUACUGCUCCAGGGCUAUCAGGAUGCCCAGGACUUUGUGGUGUAUGUCAUGACAAGGGAGCAACACGUUUUUGGCAGAGGCGGGACCUCCUCAUCCCGCUGCGGGUCCCCGGGCCCAUACGUGGACACUUUCCUCAAUGCCCCUGACAUACUGCCACGCCACUGCACAGUUCGUGCGGGCCCUGAGCCCCCAGCCAUGGUGCGCCCUUCCCGUGGAGCUCCGGUUAUGCACAACGGGUGUCUUCUGCUGCGGGAGGCCGAGCUGCACCCAGGUGACCUGCUAGGGCUGGGCGAGCACUUCCUGUUCAUGUACAAGGACCCCCGCACUGGGGGUUCUGGGCCGGCAAGACCCCCCUGGCUUCCUGCUCGUCCCGGGGCCACACCCCCAGGCCCCGGCUGGGCCUUCUCCUGCCGUUUGUGCGGCCGCGGUCUGCAAGAGCGUGGGGAGGCGCUGGCCGCUUACCUGGACGGCCGGGAGCCGGUCCUGCGUUUCCGACCUCGCGAGGAGGAAGCACUGCUGGGCGAGAUCGUGCGGACAGCGGCCUCUGGAGCGGGAGACCUGCCACCGCUGGGGCCUGCCACGCUGCUGGCGCUAUGCGUGCAGCACUCGGCCCGAGAGCUGGAGCUGGGCCACCUACCGCGCCUGCUGGGCCGCCUCGCCAGGCUCAUCAAGGAGGCCGUCUGGGAAAAAAUUAAGGAAAUUGGAGACCGUCAGCCAGAGAACCACCCUGAGGGGAUCCCCGAAGUGCCCCUGACUCCAGAGGCUGUAUCUGUGGAGCUGCGGCCACUCAUGCUGUGGAUGGCCAACACCACUGAGCUGCUGAGCUUUGUGCAGGAGAAGGUGCUGGAAAUGGAGAAGGAGGCCGACCAGGAGGGUCUAUCCUCAGACCCACAGCUCUGCAAUGACUUGGAAUUAUGUGAUGAGGCCAUGGCCCUCCUGGAUGAGGUCAUCAUGUGUACCUUCCAGCAGUCUGUCUACUACCUCACCAAGACUCUUUAUUCAACACUGCCUGCUCUCCUGGAUAGCAACCCCUUCACAGCUGGUGCCGAUCUGCCUGGGCCUGGUGCAGAGCUGGGGGCGAUGCCUCCAGGGUUGAGACCUACACUGGGCGUGUUCCAGGCAGCCUUGGAAUUGACCAGCCAGUGUGAGCUGCAUCCAGAUCUUGUGUCUCAGACUUUCGGCUACUUGUUUUUCUUCUCCAAUGCAUCCCUUCUCAACUCACUGAUGGAACGAGGUCAAGGCCGACCUUUCUAUCAGUGGUCCCGAGCUGUCCAAAUCCGAACCAACCUAGAUCUUGUCUUGGACUGGCUUCAGGGGGCUGGGCUAGGUGACAUUGCCACUGAGUUCUUCCGGAAACUCUCCAUUGCUGUGAACCUGCUCUGUGUGCCCCGCACCUCCCUGCUUAAGGCUUCAUGGAGCAGCCUACGAACUGACCACUCCACCCUGACACCUGCUCAGCUCCACCAUCUGCUUAGCCACUACCAGCUGGGUCCUGGCCGCGGGCCACCACCGGCCUGGGACCCUCCCCCAGCAGAGCAGGAUGCUGUGGACACAGGCGACAUCUUCGAAAGCUUCUCCUCUCACCCGCCCCUCAUCCUGCCCCUGGGGAGCUCACGCCUGCGCCUCACGGGCCCAGUGACAGACGACGCCCUGCACCGUGAACUGCGCAGGCUCCGUCGCCUCCUGUGGGAUCUUGAGCAGCAGGAGUUGCCAGCCAAUCACCGCCACGGACCUCCCGUAGCCUCGCCUCCCUGAAGACCAAUAGCAAAGGAGCGCGCGAACCUUGAAAAUUCUUGGGCUUCUACUCACUGGAGACCGCCUGAACGAAGAGCUUUCUGGGAGUUGUAGUUCCCGUCCCCGCGCGGAAAGCUGGGAGUUUGAAUUUUGGGGUAGUAACAGGAUGAGACGGGGGAGGGGGGGAGAGAUGGGUUUGGGAUGUUAGUGCCAAGGAGCAAUAAAUGUAUCUGUGACUUUG